Morchella sextelata is the source of this 918-nucleotide messenger RNA. RefSeq lists its product as uncharacterized. The transcript is spliced from 2 exons. Bases 1 to 918 code for a protein of 305 amino acids. Lineage: Eukaryota; Fungi; Ascomycota; Pezizomycetes; Pezizales; Morchellaceae. The record is from RefSeq and is a predicted model, not a curated record.
AUGAGGCAAAGAGCUUUUUCCAGACCGGUACCAAUUAAGACGAACCUCCCCGUGAAAGCAGCAGGUCUCCACGAAGAAGACGACGACGAUACCGUCCUCCCGCUCCCUCUCACACCGCUCACGCCACGAACCGAGUUUGACCUCCGCCGGGCCUGCAAGGCCCUCGUCAACUCCCCGACCCCGAUAUCAACCACAGCCUCAGUACCCCCAACAACAUCAUACAGGCAAGCACCCCGGAAUGUACCGGCGUCUGCAUCAUUUACAACACAAACAUUUACAACACAAACAUUCACCUCCCCCGUCUGCUCCGACGAAGAGGCCAAGAAAGCAACUCUCCUUGCACUCACAUCAAAACCCCACCCAGCACCACCGCCAUUGGAGCCACUCUCACCAAUCCAAUAUGAAUUCGCCACUACAGCCACUGCACGAAAGUUCAGUGUCAUCAACCUUCGCGCCUCAGAUGCCACAUUGAAGACAACCAGGAUCUCAACCCGGGUGUCUUCCUCCGGAGCAAUGGCGAGCCCGGUGCUGUGCCGCAAACCAACAGUGAUUGACGUCUCCAACCGACCAAAGACGGCCGACAUGCGUUCCGGCAGGAUGACCAAGACGCUGGGAACAUUCGAGGAGGAUAGAGAGACACUCGCGCUGUUCCCGAGACCCGGCACCUCGCAUCAGACGAGCCAGAGACCGAGCACAUCCCACCACAGACCUAGCACCUCCGGCGGUUCAAAGGCUUCAACUAUCGAAUUGAACGACAGGCCGCUGCCGCCAUUACCGGCCCACUUUAUCAAGCCGGUGCAGAGGAGCAAGAGCGAUAGUGAGGUGGUACUGAAGAAGGCGUCGCUGGGGAGCUUUGGGAGGAAGAUUGCGACGUUCUUUGGAAGGGGGAAGAAACAAGAGGCUGCACCUGCAGCGUAG